Messenger RNA from Cuscuta campestris, 3241 nucleotides. NCBI's taxonomy places the organism in Eukaryota, Viridiplantae, Streptophyta, Magnoliopsida, Solanales, Convolvulaceae. The record is from the annotation of a GenBank genome assembly.
AUUCCGGGUUAUAUGGAUUGGGGUGUUACAGGUCAACUCUCUUACAAGUUGAUCUUGCAAGUCCUAUUGUUCGGAUCUUGCAGUUGUUGAAGAAGCUUGACCUUCGAAGGAACAACAAAGCCAGCACGAGUGCAGUAGCAACAUUGGUCUUGUGAAGAUAUACCGUGCAGAAAUUCACACAAGUGUAACUGUUGGUUCAUUAUUCAACAACCAACUACAUAGUGGAUUUUGAGGACGUAGAAGGAUUACCCCACCUUCGAACCUCGUUAAAAUGAAGAUUAUCAACGUUUCUUCCUCCGGAAAACUUGGACGCUUGGAAGGGACAUCAUGACAGUGACUAAAUGGUCUCCAAAUUUACGUCCGGAGGAGGACUCCCCGAUUGUUCCGGUCUGGAUUACUAUUCCUAACCUUCCUAUUCAUCUACACGACCAGAAGGCACUUUUCUGUAUUACCUCUGCGUUGGGUAAACCCUUGAAAGUUGAUAAUGCCACCCUUAACUUUGCUAGACCUAAAGCGGCUAGGGUUUGCAUUGAAGUGGACGUUUCCCAGACACUCCAUCAGCGUAUACAUGUUAAGCAUGUUGAGGAAGACCUUUUCUUUCAGGUUAUUUAUGAAGAUCCUCCAUCUUUUUGCUCUUCUUGUCAUAGGUUGGGUCAUUCUUCCCUUUCAUGUUUACCGGAAAAGCUGCCGGAAAAGUUGCCGGUAGCGGAGUCCGUUCCUCCCAUGAAGGAUAAGGGCAAGGAGAUGUUGGAUGCUUGGACUACUGUUCAACGUAAGGGUAAUAAAAAUUCAUCAAAACCGAAGGUUACGUGGGUCCAAAAGUCCACUACGUCGCAGGUUCCAUCUCCAUGCAUGCCAUGUCAGGAGGAAACUUCUAAAGCAGGUGCUAAGCGUAGGCCCCAGAUUCAUUUCAUUGGGUCACAGGAAGUGCUCUUUCUUGACAAUAAUGGCCUUGCUUAUUCUUCCUGUGAGCCUAGUCCAACGGUUAAGCCUACCCCUUUUGAAAAUAUCUCACUUGGCUUGGCCAAUGAAGUUUUGGUUUCAGAUUCUCCUUCAGUUCCAUCUAUGGAGCAACUGAUCUGUGAUUUACCUAUUUGUGAUCUCCAAGUGGACAUCCCUGUUAAAAAAACUUCCUCUUCUGCUCCUCCUUCACCAAAGAGGAUUAGGACACGUUCAGACUAUAAAAGUGGUUCAGCUUUUACAUGGCAUGGGGUACGUAGCACUGGUAAUAUUUGGAGGCGUCUUGAUAGAGUUUUCUUUAAUACUGGCUGGGCAGAUCAUUGGGACAUCUUGUCUAUGCAUCACCUUGCUAAAGGGGGUAGUGAUCAUUGUCCUAUUCUCUUCAGCUCCAAGCUUGGUGAUACGGCCCAUAAAAUUCGAGUUGUUAAGUGGUUAGCUCCUCCUAAGGGGCGCCUCAAGCUUAACAUUGAUGCAUCCUUCACCUCUGGGUCCAAACGUGGUGCAGCGAUUCUUCGAGAUGAUGAGGGCAGAUUUGUGCGUGCGUCUUCCUUUUCAGUCUCUGGUUCAUCCCCCUACCAAGCCGAACUAGAUGCCUCCAUCAAAGGUAUUAAAUGGGCUCUCAACUUUCAUCAUCUUCUUGUUUAUGAAACUGAUGCCUUGGAGAUUUUGAAGAGAAUUGGAUAUUACACGUAUUACACUCAUUCUCCUUUUCCGAUAGAUACCUUAGCCAAACUGAUUCAUGAGAAUGACGUCUGGCGCUCACAUACCUUGCGGGAAGGUAACCAUGCUGCGGAUCUCUUAGCUAAGGAGGAUAGGGACAAAGAUUGUUCUUUCAUUGAAUACUGUAAUUUUAGGGACUGUCCUUCAUCUGAAAUAGAAAGUAUGAAGCGGCAUUCUUCAACAAUAUCAAAACAGUCUAAAGUUCCCAAAACAACUUCGCAUUCUCAGAAAGAGAUUGAAUCAUUGGAUACUAUUAAUGAUGUGCCAUCUUUUCAAUCAUCUGAGACGAUUGAAAGUAAUGUACAAUGUAACGAGGCAAGUGAAAAUUCAAAUGACAUAAUCGACUUGUGCGGGAUGACAGAAGAAGUGUACUUGGCAGCUUUGAAAGCCAACGAAAGGGCCGAUAUUUGGGUGCAUUUUACCAGAAAGUUUGUGUCUGCUUUUGACAUAUUGAAAGAAGACGAUGGUCACUACCCGGGAUAUUUUAAAACUGACAAAUCCAACAAAGAAGACAAAGGAAGGGAGGGGCCACCUUCUUGUGAUGAUUGGGAAAAAGCUGAGGUAUUUGCUCAUUAUUUAAGACCUUUUUAUGAAGUUACUUUAAAGGUUUGUUGUUCAAACACUCCAACAGUUUCAAAUCUUUUUGGGGAUUUAGUAAAAAUUGGAGGUGUCAUGAAAGAACCUGGAAGUACACUUCUAUCUUCUAUUGUGAUACCUAUGCAAGCUAAAUAUGAUAAGUAUUGGGGGGAUCUCACUAAGGUGAAUGAUUAUGUAUUGCUUGGAAUGGUUCUUGACCCGCGAUAUAAAUUUGAGAAACUUGGGGAUUAUUUGGAGUUAAUUUAUGGGGAGUCAGAUAAAAGGGUUGAAGACACCAUUACGGAGUUGAAGAUAUUUUUGGUUUCUCUACUUAACUUGUAUGCUUCAGAUGGAUGUUCACCUUCUCAAAUGACUCAAACAACCACUACUAAUGGUUCUCAUAAGUUUCCAGUUUCACUCGAAGCAAAUUCUGUUUUACCAAUGACACAAGUUGAGAGGAAAUUGGUAGAAAAGGAGCAAAAGCGCAGAGCGAACAAAGCUGGUAUUGUAAGCAACGACGUGGAUAGGAGUACUCAUGUUGCUUUACAUCACGAGCCUACAAUUGAAGAGAUGGAAUUUUACAAAGAACUUGAGAAAGAAAUUUCAAAUGAAGGUGGACUUGAAGGGUCUAAAUUGCCUCCAAAGGUUACAAGAUAAACAAAGAAGGUUUAAUUUGGAAGAUGUGCCUGCCAUUUUUAAUUUGAGGAUAUAAGUGAUGCCUCCUACUUUAAAAAAAUAUUACAUGACUUGUUGAAAACUAGAACUUUUUUUGUGAACCAUUAUGAUGUUUUUGACUUGUUGUUAUGCAUUGUGAAUCUCUAUGCAGUUUUUGGGUUGAUACUUGCAGUUUUUGGACAAAUAUUUGCAGUUUUUUUGAAUGACAGCUUUUUUGAUUGGUCACCCACAAGAUUGGAUGUCAAUUGCCUAAUCCAUAGCAUCACAGAUCAAAUAUGUGUCUUCAUUCACAUAAAGGCUUGAAGUCCAG